AUGUCUGUAUUAUUCCCUGAUAAUCCAGGAACGAGCCUUGGCGAUGCGAAAUUCUCGAAUUUUACCCGAGAAAUACCACAAGAGUCUCCGGAAUGGAUAAUGAAUAUUUUUCCGAAUAACUCAUUUCUUGACGGCGAAACGCAUACCGUUAUUAAAGGAUUCUGCCGUGAUGCACUGUUGUACGAACUUCCUAUCCUAGGGUACGUUCAUCUAGUUUUUAUUUUGUUCGGCAUUAAACAUGAGUUUUUUUGA
Molecule: messenger RNA, 252 nt
Organism: Angiostrongylus costaricensis
Lineage: Eukaryota; Metazoa; Nematoda; Chromadorea; Rhabditida; Metastrongylidae
Source: the annotation of a GenBank genome assembly